AAAAAGCUAAAAAAUAGAAAAGUUAUGGUGACCGWGUAGCAUAUCGUUAUGUCAGGGGUAGCAGCGAGGGAUUGGAAAUAGAUUGAUAUAGACUCUUGGAGUUAAUGGGAAUGUASCCCUAACGUGAGGACAAAYGUCAAAAUAAUGGAUUCUAGUUCCAAACAGGGMAAAACUCUCUUCUUUUGUCCUCCAGAUAAAGGUGUAUAUUUGGGAUACCAUUCARUCUUAUCCACAGAGGMCGCACAUUUUCUAACCAGCGGAAGUCAAUGCGUGACGGUGGCUGUAGAGACCUUGUUUAUCUCAAAUGUCAUACCAACGAAACAUUCACCGGUCUGGUGAUCAAAUCUUUGACAAUCUUAGCUCCAGGAUUGACUGACUGCCAGCGUGAAUGUUUCCUGGAAACCAAAUGUGUGUCUUACAACUUGGGACCAAUACAACGAGAAACCAGAAGGUGUGAGUUGAACGCCGGUGACCACUGGAUGCUGCGGGCUCAACUCGUACCAAAGCAAGGGUAUGAGUACUGCCCCCUCAAGAAUCCAUGUUCGUCGGGUCCUUGUCAGGGUAGAGAGAUCUGCCGACCUGAUUUUGGCUGGAAUUCAUUCUCUUGCUCUUCAGAUGGGAUGUGGUCUUUUUGGGGAUCAUGGCAAAGCUGUUCGUGUGGCGAUUCCCAUCGUAAUCGUACCUGCCUGUCUGGAAAUGGCUGCUCUGGAAAUGACUAUGAAAAGAAGCAAUGCAGAAUGGGAAUAGAAUACCCCAUUGUUAAAACUAAAGAAGGCAAACAAUGCACAUUUCCAUUCAACUACGAAGGACGAUGUUUCGACGCCUGCACAAAGUAUGACUGGGAUUUGCUCUGGUGCUCGUACGAUACAGAGUAUAGUGGAAAWUGGGGAYAUUGUGUUUAGAUGGCUUAGCUGCAGGCUUUGAUACUUCACUAAUUCCUAAACAACACACGAUGCACCAGCAAAUAAUUGUUUUUGCGGUUUAACAGCACAGCUYAAUACACUUGCGUUUAUCGAGAAAAAAUCGAAUGCUAAUAAAAGUAACUAAAAGAAUUAUGAAUCUCGUUUUUGGGUCUCAGCGCGGAUUCGCAUCCCCAAAACCACCCACCACUAGGUAGAUCCGUCACUGGAGAAGCCUCAUUAGUCUCAUGAAGAUUACCUGGUUGUCUAUCAAUCUAUACUGCAAACG
Messenger RNA from Exaiptasia diaphana, 1188 nucleotides. Its product is annotated as A disintegrin and metalloproteinase with thrombospondin motifs adt-1-like. The record is from RefSeq and is a predicted model, not a curated record. The transcript is spliced from 5 exons. Lineage: Eukaryota; Metazoa; Cnidaria; Anthozoa; Actiniaria; Aiptasiidae. Bases 267 to 902 code for a protein of 211 amino acids.